AUGAACGAAAAAAAUACUAUAGUGAAUGAAGAAGAUAUUUGCACGCAAGUACAGGAAGAUGAUCUCUUGAUAGAAAAGUAUCUAUUUUACAUUGGGUUUGUUUUUCCUUUGGCAUGGUUUAUUGGCAGCACAACAAGACGUUAUCGGCAUUCCUCUUAUAUUUGGAAAAAGCGCUGUCGAAUUGCAGCCACAUUGUGUUUGACCUUGACGAUUGUCUCCAUUGCGGUUGUCACCGUGGUUAAUCCACAGCUUUUUGGUUUAAAAUCCGAUAUAGGAGCACAAACUUCUUCUGCCUCCAACAAUGCAAUCCGACCUGGUGUACCCAUCAUAGGCACAAAUGAUUACGGUGAUACAGUGGCUGGAAUAGGCAUUGACGACAACGUUUGA
Messenger RNA from Mucor mucedo, 387 nucleotides. RefSeq lists its product as uncharacterized. The coding region runs from base 1 to 387 and encodes 128 amino acids. The transcript has a single exon. Lineage: Eukaryota; Fungi; Mucoromycota; Mucoromycetes; Mucorales; Mucoraceae. The record is from RefSeq and is a predicted model, not a curated record.